AUGCAAUACACUUCAACAAUCCUCCUUUUGGCCUUCGGUGCCACCAACGUCUUUGCCCACGGCCUCCUCACUGACGUUCAGGGUGCCAACAAGGUUGUCAUGCCUGCUCUUUCGGUCGCCGACGGAACUCCUCGUGAUUGCGCGACUCCAGGAUGCGGUUCUGAGGCCGAUACCUCCAUCAUCAGAGCUAACGAGCUUGGUACCAACAGAGCUAGCGCUCUUGGCCGUACCUCCACUGGCCCAGUCGACGCUUCCAAGAUGAUCUCCAUGUUCAUGGGUGGCAAUGCCAACAGCACCUCCGCAAUUGAAGCCCGUAAGGUCCACGCCGCAAACAUGCAUCGUCGCUCCCUCGUCGUCCGUGCCGCCAACGGUGGUGCCAAGACACCAAAAGGUACAUCAGAGACCGGUGUCAAGGCUGCUGAAGGUGCCGGUGCCGCAUCUGGCAUGCCAACUUGCGCCGAUGACGGAACUGUCAAGAUGACUUUCCAUCAAGUCAACCAAGAUGGUGCUGGACCCUUGACCGCAAUGAUUGACAGCACCUCUGGUGGAACCGACCCAGCUGCCUUUAAGAAAGCUGUAGUUACCCAGAACGUCCCAGGUAUUGGUAUCGGUGGUCUUUCCGCCGCUCAAACCAUGGAUUUCCCAGUGGCCGUUCAAAUGCCAGCUGGUAUGACUUGCUCCGGCUCUGUCGGUGGCGCCACCGGUGUCUGUAUCGCCAAGGUUCAGAACAGCGCUCUCGCUGGACCUUUCGGUGGAUCCGUCGCUUUCACCCAAUCCGCCGGUGCCAAGAAGCGUGCUAUUGAGUACAACCUUAGCAAGCGCCGUUUCGCCCGCGCUCUCGCUGCCAACUCUGACACGAGUAGAAGAAACCAGGGUGGCAAAGAUGGUAACUGGCAUGGUAUUUUGAACAAAUAA
This is a messenger RNA of Sclerotinia sclerotiorum 1980 UF-70, 915 nucleotides long. RefSeq lists its product as hypothetical. Lineage: Eukaryota; Fungi; Ascomycota; Leotiomycetes; Helotiales; Sclerotiniaceae. The transcript has 4 exons. The record is from RefSeq and is a predicted model, not a curated record. The coding region runs from base 1 to 915 and encodes 304 amino acids.